Molecule: messenger RNA, 4397 nt
Organism: Daucus carota subsp. sativus
Lineage: Eukaryota; Viridiplantae; Streptophyta; Magnoliopsida; Apiales; Apiaceae
Product: transcription termination factor MTEF18, mitochondrial
Exons: 2
Coding region: 308-2029 (573 amino acids)
Biological process (GO): regulation of DNA-templated transcription
Molecular function (GO): double-stranded DNA binding
Source: RefSeq, a predicted model, not a curated record
UAAUUGAUUAAAAUUCAUAAUUCAUAAUAAUCGGAGUAUAAUUGAUUAAAACUUUGGAUAAUAGUAUAAUACACCCCUUGAUUCUUAAACCCUCUUCAGCUCCAUCUGCAAUCCAUGCCUAAAUCAUCGUUGAGUAAACCCCAUUUAUACAAUCGUCACUAGAACCCUUCUCAUGGCGGCCCUCAACAAUUGUCAAGAAAAUGAGCCUCAUACAAGGUAAAAAUCUAAACUUAGAUAACUAUGAAGCUUCAAAGCUGACCCUUUUGUAUGUUUUUAGUAAAAAACUUCAUACUUAAUCCCAUUAGCUAUGUUACAUUUGAAGAAACAUAUAUUAAGGUCUAAUCUUGAAUGGGUUUGCUUUAAAUUGUCUAACAACUUUGAAUCGUCAAAGAUUGCUUUUCGGCUAUCUGGGUCCUGGCAGAUUGUUCAAAACCCUAGAUAUUAUGGUAAGAAAAGAGGCAACAGAAAUGAGGAUGGUACAUUAAUUUGUAGUAAGGCUUGUAGAAAAGAGGCGCAGACUGCUUUGUUAGAAUAUUUGCACUCCACUAGGAGUAUACAGUUUAUGGAUGCUGAAAAUAUGAGUAAGAAUUCACCGCAGUUUCUUGAAAAUAUUUUGAAGAAAUUUAGUGACGAAGAAAAUAUUGGAAAAUCGAUGACUCGAUUUUUGAGGUACCAUCCGAUAAAUGAGUUUGAACCCUUUUUUGAGAGUAUUGGUUUGAGUCCUAAAGAGUACUCUUCGUUUCUGCCGCGCAAUGUGUUUUUCCUAAAUGAUGAUAAGUUGUUGCUAGAGAAUUACUAUGUGUUGUGUAAUUAUGGUAUUGCCCGGAAUAAGAUAGGGAGGAUUUAUAAGGAAGCUACGGAGGUUUUUCAGCAUGAUUGCGAGAUUUUGCAAUCAAAGCUAAAAUCUUUUGAAGAAUUGGGGUUUGAUAAGUCUAUCGUCAGUGACAUUGUUGUUUUAAACCCGUAUCUUCUGUUGGAAAAUAUUUUUAGGGAUUUCUUGAUAGCAGUAGAAAAGUUGAAAACUCUGGGCAUUGAGUGUGGUUGGAUUAAGGAACAUUUGUUGAAGGGGGAGACUUUCAAUUGGAGACAUGUGUAUGAGAUUUUGUUCUUGUUACUCAAAAUGGGUUGCAGUAAGUUGCUAUUCCCAAAAAUUUUGUGCCAGACUCCAGGACUUCUUUUUGAGUGUUCUGGAAGAACAGCCAGUUCACUGAUUGGUUUCUUACUAAAAUUUGGAGUCACUUCUAAUCAGAUAAUUGAUAUGUUUCUGCACUUCCCACAAAGCGAAGUUGGCUUAUUUGCACAAAAUAUGAGACAAUCCUAUCAUUUCCUUGUUGAGGUCGAAUUAAAUGGUCAGGAGAUUGGGAGAAUAGUGCGCACACACCCUGAAUUGCUUGGUUCAUGUAAUUUAAAAAAGCUUAACAGCUUGUUAGUUUGCAUGAAUGUUGGUAAAGCUCGACUUCGUGAAAUCAUCACCAAAGACCCACAAGUUCUAAAGAAUUGGGUUAUGGGAUCAAGAGUGAAGCCAUUGAAACUAAAGAAAGAGAGUCCACAAAAACAGAGGAUUAAGUUCUUGCUGGACCUAGGAUAUGUUGAGAACUCGCCUGAAAUGAAAAAAGCUUUAAAGGUUUUUCGAGGCAAAGCAGGAGAACUUCAGGAUAGAUUUAAUUAUUUGGUCAAUGCUGGUUUGGAUCGCAAGGAUCUAUUAGAAAUGCUUAAACAAGCGCCUCAAAUCCUUAAUAUGUCUACGGACAUGCUUGAGACGAAGAUUGAUUUUCUUGUAAAUGGUUUAGGUUAUCCAGUGUCUUCUUUAGUAGUAUUUCCAGCCUAUAUAUCAUACACAAUACAACGAGUCAAUCUUAGAUAUUCAAUGUAUAAUUGGCUAGUUGCAGAAGGAACUGCAGAACCCAAUCUAGCUUUAAGUACCAUCAUUGCAUGCUCGGAUUUGGCAUUUAUAAAGCAGUAUGUAGAUCAUCAUCCUAGAGGUCUUGAAAUUUGGGAUAAGUUGAAGAGAGAAAUAUAUUCUGAUUGAGAGUCUUACUGUUAUUAUUUAGGUAUGGUUAUAUGUUCUCCUGCAACUCCGUAGCAGGGAGCUCUCAUGCAAUUUAACAUCUGUCGAGUGUCAGAGCUUUUUGUUCACUAGAUUUUAACACACAGAGCUUGAGCCUUGAGCAGAGAAUUUGAAUAAGGACAGGUAUUCCAUUUUUGAUUUAUCAUGAAUUUUAUUUACCAGCCCCAAUAUAAUUAUGUAAAGUUUCAACAAGAUCCAAUAACUCGAAAAGGAUUAUUUUGAAACACGGAAGCUUGUAUGAGUCGAUUUAUUGAAGUUUGGUUUCCCUUGACCAUCUCCACUAACUCACUUCUUCUCUUUGGUUCCAUUUUAGGCCUUCCUAAAAUAUUAGUAAUGAAACACAUAUCUAGCUCGGGUUUAAUUAGCACUUGUUAUUAUUUAUGUACAAUUGCUGUUGAUAUAUAAGGAAAAAGAAAGAUCCAAAAAAUGUUUAUUCAAGAUUGUAUCUGAAAACACAGCAGUCAUUUUAUACCCUUUAACUAUAAUUUUAUAUGAUCUGAAACAUAUCGAAUUAACUAUUAAAGUUGAGGUUAUUAUCUUUAUUCUUUAAUAUUAUAUGUGAUUACUUAUUUGUUAUGCAGUUAGAUUAUCCUAAAGAUUGUUGGUAAUGACGGUUUGAGGACUUAAUUCUUUCAUUUACUUGUUUAUGUUAAUAUUGAUCAUUACUUCUGGUUCCUAAUUAUGUUAUUUGACGUCGAAGUCUAGGUUUUUCUCUAUAUUUUUUUAUAUUGGGAUACCUAGAGAUAACAAAAUAGAAUUUAUGAGCCCCAGGUGCACCAAAAAAAACUCAGCCAACUUGGAAACUUGUAAUUGCUGGUAAUAGCCUAAGCUAUGCUCUUCCUUACAUGAACACUCACAUGGAUGACACUUGUUUUGUCUAAUCACUGUUAGAUUUUAAAGAUAGCUGUAUUCUAUUCUUCGUGGAAGAAGUUCCUCCAUUUUUUGUGAAGAAAUUCCUUAGGAAUUGCAAACAACUGAUGCUAAUAAAGAAACUCAUCUCACUAGCAAUGCUACUAAAGUUGUCCAUUUUUGGAUAAAAAAAUGUCAUUUCACUCACUUAUUGGACCUCAAAUGGCUCAUCUUAUCGCUAAGUGUUGUUGGGAAACCUUUGACCAGAUGUUGAUCUAGCCAAACUAAAACCUUUUAAAUUAACGAUGAUGGGUUCACCUUGACAAAUUGCCAGAUUGUUUUAUAAACUGCCAUCCCCCCUGUAUAGUUGAUAAUUAGGGCACUCCUUUACUGCUUACUACUUGCCCCGAUGCCAACUUACCUGACAAUGAUAGAACCCCUUAUAUUGAUUUCUUUAUUUUACAUGUUAUUCCGUUUGUCAUGGAUCCAGCCACCUAUAUAUAUCUGCUAUUGAUGGUAACCUAUGACUUGAUCCUUUGGCUACUGCAUCUAACUAAGAAACUUAUAAGCUGAUUGUUAAGCAGGUUAAUGGUAAUGAUUUUAGUAAGUUCUUUGCAGAUUCCCUGGACGAAUUAAUAUUUGUUCCUCAAGAAACAAAUCCUGUCAAGUAGAUAACGCCAGAGUGUAUUGAUUUGGAUACUAACUUGAAUACUCUACGAAUCAAGUGGACAUGGAGGGAGAUAAUCAUCCCACCUCCACCCAUGAUCAUCGAAACAAUUGCUAUUCUAGACAUUGAUCUAGAGCCUUUGUGGAGGAAAAUCAACCCAAAGAUUUGUAGAAUCUUGAUACAGGGCAUUAUAUUUGCUUUGCGGUCUCUUGCUUUGCAUAUGCUUGCUCCUGCACUUGCUAUCUCAAAGUCAGAUAUUACCUCCGACCAACACCCAUUUAAACGAGAACAAUUGCUCGUUCACGAGGAAUAUCCGCUACACACUAUUACAACAAUCGAUUUAUCAAUGCAGUCUUCCCGUGAUCAACGUGAGCUAUCACUACCACGUUUUUAAGAUGACUCGAAUCUAACUUGGAAGAGGAAGGAUUAGAGUUGGCCGAAGCGGAUUUCUUUCUGAUUUGAAGAGAUGAAGAUGGGUGGUUUUCUAGUUUUUAGUAAAGGUUUUCUUAAGUAUGAUAACAAUGUCAUUCUUGUUUUUCUCUUGAGACAAGAGAAAUGGAUUCAGUUAGAGGUAGUUUGAUUCAGGUUUAUUCAAAAUCAAUACUUGGUGUUUGGGUGAAAAUUUUCUUAUAUGAUACACAUUUCUUAACCCACCAGGUAUGCUAAGGAGAGAGAGAUGUGGAUAUGUAACAUGGGUUUCAUGAAUCAAUUUUUUUAUUCUUUUUCAUCUCUAUUUAUAUCAUUCCAUGUAAAUUAUUAGCUCAAAAUAAAAUUAAUAACUCAAAAUUUUUAAAAGUAUUAAUUUAAUAAUAA